Molecule: messenger RNA, 564 nt
Organism: Suillus clintonianus
Lineage: Eukaryota; Fungi; Basidiomycota; Agaricomycetes; Boletales; Suillaceae
Exons: 6
Coding region: 1-564 (187 amino acids)
Source: RefSeq, a predicted model, not a curated record
AUGUUGUCCGCCUUUCUCGUGAGUCCCCUCACUCUCUCCACACCCAAGGUUCAUGGUAAAUCCACUAUUCAGGCUGCUGCGGUUGUAUCCAUCGUCAUUGGUUUCACCACCGAUGGCACAUCACAAAUUACGACCAGCGCAAUCCCAGGCAUCACAGGCUGCUACCAGACCUUGACCAACCACAGCUUCAUACAAUUUCUUGUUGUGUUUGUAUUACAACUAGGACUCAUCUCCCUCACGCUCAUACGUGCCAUACAGAGCUGGCGGAUGAACAACGGCCCUCUGCACGCCAUCCUGGUCAAGCAUAACAUAUUCUACUAUGCAUCUGGAUUGUUUCUCUCGGUCAUCAACCUCUUCAUAUUCGCGUUGUUCUACAAUUCCGCAUAUCACUCCCUCCUCAAAGAUUCUCAGUUCUUGAUCCUUGCAAUCCUCGCCACGCGCAUGCACCUUCAUAUUUGGCAGAUCGACCGGGAUGCACACGACUCUGAUGCCACUGGGGUGAUCUGUUUGUCUGAUAUGGUCAUUGCGGAUCCUAUGGCUUAUUCGGCGCCGUUUGUUGAGUGA